This is a messenger RNA of Dalotia coriaria, 1230 nucleotides long. Its product is annotated as odorant receptor 22c-like. Gene Ontology annotation, biological process: detection of chemical stimulus involved in sensory perception of smell; sensory perception of smell. The transcript is spliced from 6 exons. Lineage: Eukaryota; Metazoa; Arthropoda; Insecta; Coleoptera; Staphylinidae. Gene Ontology annotation, molecular function: olfactory receptor activity; odorant binding. The coding region runs from base 6 to 1181 and encodes 391 amino acids. Gene Ontology annotation, cellular component: plasma membrane. The record is from RefSeq and is a predicted model, not a curated record.
ACAAGAUGUCGAAUAAAAUUACUGCAUCCGACCGCUUUGAACCCGCAAAAAUUCUUAAAUUAUCAAAUGUUUUUUUACGUGUUGUUGGUAUAUUGCCUGGUCAUAAUGAUAUCUUGAGUAAAAUAUUAUCUACAUUUGCAAUUACAUCUGUUUUAUUCAAUGUUAUUCUUGGUUUUAUCGAGAUUUUUCUUAACUUUGACGGAGUUAAUACAAUGUUGAAACUGGAAUAUUUACCUUCAAGUAUUGUCGUUUUAGCAAAAAUAGUAACGAUAUUACUUAUGCAAAAAACAGUCAAACAAAUUUUUGACGAAUUCCAACACUUUUGGCCACCACAAAAGUUUACUUCUGCGAAUGCAGCAAAAGCUGAAGAAGGUUUUCGAUUUGCUUAUAUAUGCGGUAUGAUAUUUGCUGUGUUUGUAGGGCUAUCUUGUGUUCUAUUGGCGUUUGUCGUCUAUACUUCUGAUACGAACAUUGUGAUAUACCGAGGCUACGACAUAUGCGAUUAUCAAACAAAUUUGCUCUGUUAUCGUAUAAUGUUGUACUGGAACAUUUGUACUUUGUUUGGUCAUGUAUUACCGAUUGCAUACGCUUUCGACUUUUUUUUUCUUGCCUGUAUAACAUACGUGUACGUUGGAAGUGAACAACUUGCGAAUGGUUUCAAACAUCUCUCUUUGGAAGUUCACCCGGAAAAUGAUGUUUUAAUGCAAUUGAGGAAGGACAACUUGAAAGAAAUUGUUGAUCAACAUAAUAUGAUUUUAAAAUUUGUGAAAUUGGUAAAUAAAUUGUGUUCGAUCAUUCUUCUCGUCCAAUUCUGGUGCUCAUUGGGGUCGCUGACGUUUUCCCUCUACAUGUCAACUGUAGAUGGAAUUCCACCUGAUUAUGACCACUUGCAUUAUGUUAUGCUUUACAUGUCAUUCGCUUCAGAAGUACUUAUUUUCUGCGUUGGUGGAACAAUAUCUCACGAUAAAUUGGAAAGUGUCGCAAACGAUGCGUUCGAAGUCGAGUGGUACUUAACAGGGCAAUCACAACUACGCAAAGAUCUUUGUUUUAUCAUCCAAAGAUCUCAGAAUAUAAGAACUCUCCGGGUGGGAAACUUGUCAAAUUUAAAUUUGGUUUUAUUUGUCUCGAUUCUCAAAACAUCAGCUUCGAUGUAUACUUUAAUUAAUCAGUUAUCCCCAUAAAUGUUCAAAUAAAUAAAUAUAGCUAUGUCUCACAUAUCUUUUUGUAUGU